Molecule: messenger RNA, 3230 nt
Organism: Syzygium oleosum
Lineage: Eukaryota; Viridiplantae; Streptophyta; Magnoliopsida; Myrtales; Myrtaceae
Product: pentatricopeptide repeat-containing protein At5g02860
Exons: 2
Coding region: 167-2659 (830 amino acids)
Molecular function (GO): protein binding
Source: RefSeq, a predicted model, not a curated record
UUCCAAGAGGCCAAAAUCCACGGCAAGCCUUGAUGAAUCUCACCACAGACAAGCAUAAAAUAUCGUCCUUAUUGCUCCCACCCGGAAGUAUCUUCGUCUUCCCUAACCAAGCCAAGGACGUUUCUGCAACGGACGCAGCAUUCUGAUCUCUCUCUGUGCGUACGAAAUGGCUGACAAGCUAGCUCUUCCUCUUAUCCUGCCGAGCCCUCCAUCUCCAAAACCCAUCUUCCCUAACCACAUCAGCUAUCAUCCCCAACCCUCACCUUCACCACCACCACCACCACCCGCCCCACUUCUUCAGGACGUCCUCCACCAGAACUUCUGCUCUUCAGAGUCUCUGGACCGGCUCACUCAGUCCCUGUCCCAGUCCCAAUCCCAGAACCGAGCUCCAGCUCCAAACUUCAGAGAGCGGACCCGGAUAGGCAGGUCCCAUGAUGCCAACCGCGGAAAACCGUGGACCCACCACCGCCUCUCCCCUCAAGGUCAGGCCUUUAUCCAGAAACUCAUCGACCCAUCAUUCGACGCGGCUCAAAUGGACGCCUCUUUGGUCCAGUUGAUUGAAUUGUACGAUAAAGAUGGUGUCUUUAGUCUUGAGUUUUUGUCUUUGGAGCUUCUUGGUAUUGUUAAGGGUUUAGGGUAUAACAAGAAAGGUGACUUGGCGUUGAGUGUGGUUGACUGGGUCAGGAGUCGGGAAGGCUAUGCUCUGGCUUUGACUGGCUCCGUCAUUGCUGUGGUUGUCAAUAUCCUUGGGAAAGAAGGCAAAGUUACUGCUGCUGAUGCUUUGUUGCACAGUCUUCGCAAGGACGAAUUUGAAAUCGAUGUUUAUGCUUAUACCGCGUUGAUAACUGCAUUUGCUAGCAACGGGAGGUACAGAGAUGCAGUGAUGGUUAUUAAGAAAAUGGAGGAAGAGGGCUGUGAGCCCACUCUGAUUACGUAUAAUGUGGUUCUGAAUGUGUAUGGGAAAAUGGGAAUGCCAUGGAACAAGAUUAUUGGUUUGAUCGAGGGGAUGAAAAGUUCUGGGAUUGCCCCGGAUUUGUAUACUUAUAACACUCUCAUUAGUUGUUGCCGCCGUGGGUCUUUGUAUGAAGAAGCUGCUGGCUUUUUUAAGGAGAUGAAAUUGGCGGGGUUUAAUCCUGAUAAGGUUACAUACAAUGCAUUACUAGACGUUUAUGGGAAAUCUCGGCGGCAUAAAGAAGCUGUGCAGGUUUUAAAAGAGAUGGAGCUCGAUGGUUUUUUGCCUACUAUCGUGACUUAUAACUCUUUGAUAUGCGCUUAUGCUAGAGAUGGUCUAUUGGAUGAGGCUAUGGAGCUCAAGAAUCAGAUGAUUGAAAGGGGCAUAAAACCUGAUGUUUUUACCUACACUACUCUCUUGUCAGGAUAUGAGAAAACCGGGAAGGAUGAUUUUGCUGCGAGGGUUUUUGAUGAGAUGAGAGAUGCAGGAUGCAAACCAAAUAUUUGCACUUUCAAUGCUCUUAUUAAGAUGCAUGGCAACCGGGGGAAGUUUGCGGAAAUGAUGAAGGUCUUUGAAGAGAUAAAAAUAUGUCAAUGCAAACCAGAUAUUGUCACGUGGAAUACAAUUCUUGCAGUGUUUGGGCAAAAUGGGAUGGACACUGAAGUUUCUGGAGUUUUUAAGGAAAUGAAGAGGGCAGGAUUUGUACCUGAAAGAGACACUUUCAACACCUUAAUUAGUUCUUAUAGCCGGUGUGGAUCUUUUGAUCAAGCCAUGGCUGUUUACAAGAGAAUGCUUGAAGCAGGUGUCAAUCCAGAUCUUUCCACCUAUAAUGCUGUUUUGGCUGCAUUGGCUCGAGGAGGUCUCUGGGAACAGUCUGAGAGGGUCCUUGGAGAGAUGAGGAGCGGUCGUUGUAAACCCAAUGAGCUAACUUACUGUUCUUUGCUUCAUGCUUAUGCUAAUGGAAAGCAAAUUGAGCGAAUGUGCAUUCUUGCAGAAGAAAUUUUCUCUGGUGCAAUUGAACCUCGUGCAGUCCUUCUUAAGACCCUCGUAUUAGUUAAUAGUAAAUGUGAUCUUAUAGUGGAAACAGAACGUGCAUUCUUGGAGCUUAAGAAAAGAGGGUUUUCACCAGACAUACCUACUCUAAAUGCAAUGGUCUCCAUAUAUGGCAGGAGGCAGAUGGUUGCAAAGACAAAGGAGAUCUUGAACUAUAUGGAGGAAAGUGGCUUUACCCCUACCUUGACUACUUACAAUAGCUUGAUGUACAUGUAUAGCCGCUCACAAAAUUUUGAAAAAGCAGAGGAACUCUUAAGGGAAAUUUUGGCGAAGGGAAUGAAGCCUGAUAUUAUUUCCUUCAACACAAUUAUUUUUGCCUACUGUAGAAAUGGUCGUAUGAGAGAAGCUUCGCGAAUAUUUUCUGAGUUGAAGGAUUUUGGGCUUGAUCCAGAUGUAAUCACUUACAACACCUUCAUUGCAAGCUAUGCAGCUGACUCAAUGUUUGUAGAGGCUAUUGAUGCAGUUCAUUACAUGAUCAAGCAUGACUGUCGACCGAAUCAAAACACGUACAACUCAAUCAUAGAUGGGUACUGCAAGCUCAAUAGGAGAGAGGAGGCCGGCAUGUUCAUUACUAACCUACGUACUCUUGAUCGCCACAUCUCUAAAGAUGAGGAACAGAGGUUAUUGGAACGAAUUACAAAGAAAUGGUUGUAAUAAGGAUGAACCCCUUCUCCGAUGCUGCUUGAACUUCAGGACUUAUUUGGAGCCAUAAGUUCGCGGAAGUGUUAUAUGUCUUCUUGACACUUGCGAUGUGAGGAUUUAAGAUGCUGCUGUGUAUAGUUGGUGUUGCGCUCUAGAGUCCCUGGAAAAAAGGAAUGCGGCCUGAAUUUACUAAGGCAUCAUGCUUAGAGUUGAGACACUCCUUGGACACUCUGAAGGUAGCAAGCUUUGAGGGAGAAGCUCAGUGACACUUCUGUCUCAAGUUUGGCGUUCUUGGACAAGCUAUGCUGGGACUCUAAGGAUGAAGUUCAGUGUGGAUGGAUGAGAAGAUCCGUCAAAGAAGACGAUACAAUUGAUUGUAGUGUAACUUUAUUUAGGUGAGAAAAAAACGAAUAAAUUGCUUCCAACUGCUGCUUCCAUCAGCUUAAGAUCCCAUUCAUAGUAUCAGCCAAGGCCGAAGUGAUUCGACAUAGCAUUGCUAAAUAGUGAACAUUUAUACAGUCAUUUGAAUACUUAGUAUGACAGAAUAUGAAGUUGGUAUAAAAAUUAUAUGUCAAUUAUGUAA